This is a messenger RNA of Nerophis lumbriciformis (worm pipefish), 4506 nucleotides long. The record is from RefSeq and is a predicted model, not a curated record. NCBI's taxonomy places the organism in Eukaryota, Metazoa, Chordata, Actinopteri, Syngnathiformes, Syngnathidae.
AUGGAUUACAAGAUGCACGCCAAAUCCAACGAUUUGCUGGAUUUCCAAAAACUGGAUGCCCUUCUGGAAAAGAUUGCUCAUUCAGUCUCUGUGAAAAGAGAGUCCAGCGACGAGUGCAAUGGGAUCAGUGGUGCUCUGUCAGUGGAGUCUGUGCCGGGGCCAAGAUUGAACUGGUGCACUGCCAACAGCGCUCCCCCUGCCCCCGCACUGGGGCCAGAGCCCAUGCCCAACCCUGUCAGAAUGGGGGACGGCUUGGACGCAGCGCAGAUGUCGGGCAGCAGCGGCGGCGGCCAGGGGCAGCCCCAGAUCGUCGGUAACCCCCCGCCCCCGGAAUACAUCAACCUUGACAGGCCCAAGCGCCAGACCAAUCAGCUGCAGUACCUACUCAAGGUGGUGGUCAAGUCCCUGUGGAAGCACCAGUUUGCCUGGCCCUUCCAUUCACCAGUGGAUUCCGUCAAACUCAAUCUUCCUGACUACUACACGAUAAUAAAAACUCCUAUGGACAUGGGAACAAUCAAGAAAAGGCUUGAAAACAGCUACUACUGGAAUGCCCAAGAAUGUAUCCAAGACUUCAACAAGAUGUUUACCAACUGCUACAUGUACAAUAAGCCUUCAGAUGACAUAGUCUUAAUGGCUAAAGCGCUAGAGAAGGCUUUCCUCCAAAAGGUCGGCGACAUGCCUCAGGAAGAAAUUGAGAUUGCCGUCAUGACAGGGAAGGGCCGGGGCCGAGGUCGGCGAGACGCUGGCCUCAACUUGAAACCGGGGGCUAUAAUCGACCCUUCGUCCACGACUCCUCAAACGCGGGGCUUGUCGAACCUCUCGGCGACGCCUCAGACCAGAGGACUGGCGCAGGGCCCGCCUUCACUACCUCCUCAGCCUUUAAUGCAGGCCCUCCCGUCCCACGUUCCCCCGACGAUACCGGGCCACCUCGGAGCGCCCUACUCGUUGGGCCAAUUGGAUUGCACUCUUCAAGUUCCCAUGAUGACCUCCGUGCCUCCCCCUGCUCAGACCUCCCUUCCCCCAACGUCGAUUCAGAGCACUGCCCCCAUGCUGCAAAACCCUAUCACCAUGACCAAACAAAGAAAGAGCCAGAAAAGGAAAGCAGACACUACAACCCCUACGGCGAACGACCAGCUCAGCGAGUCUUCCCCUGCCGAGUCCAAGUCGGGGAAGACGCUGCCCAGGCGGGAGAGCACCCGCCCCACCAAAGUGAUCAAAAAAGAAGCGCCGGACUCGCAGCAUCAAGUAGCCAUGGGCUUGGGACUGAGCGGGCCAAGUAGCGGCCACAGCCCCAUCCCGCAAGAUCAACUAGGAUACUGUUCCAGUCUGGUUCGGGAGAUGUUAUCCAAGAAACACACCACGUACGCCUGGCCCUUCUACAAGCCCGUAGACGUGGCUGCGCUAGGCCUGCACGAUUAUCACGACAUCAUCAAGCAUCCUAUGGACCUAAGCACCAUUAAGGCAAAACUGGAGAACAGGCAAUACAGAGAUCCCCAGGAAUUUGCCGCCGAUGUGCGGUUAAUGUUUUCCAACUGCUAUAAGUAUAACCCACCUGACCACGAGGUGGUGGGUAUGGCACGCAAGCUGCAGGACGUAUUUGAGAUGCGCUUCGCCAAGAUGCCCGACGAGCCCGAGACUAAGGUGGUGGCCUCUGUCCAGGCUCCUCCGCUUCACCAUCCCGCCCCUGUUAAACCCCAGCCUCCCGUGGCUCACGUGGCCUCCUCUUCUGACAGCUCCAGCGACUCCUCCUCCGAGUCCGAGUCGUCCACAGACGACUCCGAGGAGGAGCGAGCUCAGCGCUUGGCGGAGCUCCAGGAACAGCUGAAAGCUGUCCACGAGCAGCUGGCGGCCCUUUCCCAGCCUCAAGCCAGCAAACCAAAGAAAAAAGAGAAGGAAAAGAAGGAGAAGAAGAAAGACAAACACAAGAGGAAAAUCGGCAUGCCCAGCCUCGUCGAGGAGAUACACGACGCGGCGCCCGUUUCCCAGCUUUCGAAAAGGACCAAGACCAGUACGAAUAACAACAAAGAGCUUCCCAAGAAGAAAUCCAGUAAAAAAGAGGCAACGAAAAGCAGCCAACCACCCAGCCUUCCGCCUGUUCUCACCCUGGAAGACGACAUUACGGCUUCAUCGGCGGAAAAGUGCAAGCCCAUGACGUACGAAGAGAAAAGGCAACUAAGUCUGGACAUCAACAAGCUUCCCGGUGACAAACUGGGCCGAGUAGUCCACAUCAUUCAGUCCAGAGAGCCCUCGCUGAAAAACUCCAACCCGGACGAAAUCGAGAUCGACUUUGAAACGCUUAAACCUUCCACGCUGCGAGAGCUGGAGCGAUACGUAUCCACGUGCCUUCGCAAGAAAAAGAAAGCUGAGAAGACGACAGAGUCCACGGUUUCCAGCAAGAAGUUGGAAACCACUUCAGACAGCAGCGGCUCCACUUCAGAUAGUGAAAGUGAGGCUCCAGGUGAGUCAAGGACGAUCAAACCACAAAAGAAGAAGGUCCAAUCCGUGAAGGAGGGGAAAAAGACGCAUCCUCACGUCCAGGGUGCCCCCGCUCAACCGACGCAUCAACCCCAGGCGGCAUCUUUUCAGCCUCAAAUGAAGCAGCACCAGGCCCCCCCUGUGGACUAUAUGGCUCCUCCCGUCGCCGCCCUUGAGUCUUCCCACAUGCUGGAGAACAGCUUCGAGUCCUUGCCGUCGUUCGGCCAGCCCCUCUUGCAUCUUCCCCACCACCACGCGGGGAAUUCCUCGUCCCCUGCGCCGCCUCAGCUUAGCGCCAACCCCGCCGGGCCGGUGUCCCCCGAGACGCACCCUUUCCUCAAUCAACAUCCUAUUCUCCCCUCUCCAGCCUUACACAGUUCCAUGCCUCAGCAGCCGUCUCGACCCAGUCACAAGGCAGCGCCUCUUCAUCCCAAACUCUCCCAGCAGCAGCAGCAGCAGCAUCCGGUGCCUCCCCAGCAGCCGCAAGUGCUGCAGCAGCAACACCCAGCGCAGCAUCCGCCCCAGUCGGCGCCACCUCCGCAUCAGCUUCCCCCGCAGAUCCUUCACCCGCCCCAGCCCAUGCACCAGAGGCCCCUUUCCCCGCCGACGCUGACUCCCCAGGGCCUGCUGUCUUCCCAGCCUCCCCAGGUGCUACUGGAAGACGACGAGGAGGCGGCCUCGGCGCCGCCCCUCAACCAAGUGCAAUUGUACCUGCAGCAGUUCCAACAACAAGCCCGACAGCCCCAACAGUCCAUGCAGUCGCUCCAAGCGCAAGCCCGUCAGCAGCAGCAGCAGCAAGCGGGCCAGUCAUCUCUGCUGCAGUCGGUCCAGGGCCAAGCUCCACUCUCCUCCCAGCCCCCUCAGCUUCCGCUUCAGUCUCAGGCUCCGGUAGCCCCUCCCCAGCCGAUGAGCCGCCACCUGCAGCCGCCGCCUCCGCAGCCGCUCAGCUACCAGCAGGUUUCCACGCUGAUCGCUCAGCCUCAGGGGCCCCCGCACAAGGUGGCCGUGCCCAGCAGUAAAGCACAGCAGACCAUCCAGGCCCCGGAACAGCUAUCCCCUCGGCCGCCCAAGCCGGACCUUUUCAUGGCGGGUCACAUGAGGGAUAACCCAUCUCCUCUUAUGAUGCAUUCCCCACAACUUCCUCAGUACCCGCCUGUGUCCCACCAGUCUCCGCCUCAUAAUAUGCAGCCCAAAAAGCAAAGGGCCCCAGGCAAUCAAGGAGUGCUCAAAGAGGAGAAACUUCCUCCUUCGCCGGUGAUGAGAGGAGAGCCAUUCAACCCCGCCGUAAGGCCCGAACACCACAAGCAUCCCGACAGCAAACCCGCUCAACCGACCCUCAGCCAACAGAGGUUAGAUGUGAAGUCCAUGGACAGCUCUCGGCCUGUCAUCCGCUCCUCAGAGCCCAGCGGACCGCCGCCCCCCCUGCAGGACAAGGAAAAGUUCAAGCAGGAGUCCAAGGCACCCACUGCACCCAAAAAGGUCCAGGAUGUGAAACUGAAGAAUAUGGGCUCGUGGGCCAGCCUGGCCCAGAAGUCCACGUCGACGCCGAUGUCGGCCGUCAAGUCGUCGAGCGACAGCUUCGAGCAGUUCCGCCGGGCCGCCCGCGAAAAAGAGGAGCGGGAGAAGGCGCUCAAGGCACAGGCCGAGCAGGCCGAGAAAGAUCGCGUGCGGAGGGAGCAGGACAAACAUCGAAGUCGGGACGACGACGAUAUCCUUGAGACGAGCAGGAGGGCGCACGAGGAGCCGCGCCGACGUCUGGAAGCGCCGCCGACGCAGCAGCACAUGCAAGCGCCCCCUCCGCAGCCCGAGCCUCAGCCGGCCCCCAUCCAGACGCCCCCUCCGCAGCCUCAGCCGCCCCCGCAGCCUCCCACGCCGCCUCAGCCCGCCGCCGUGCAGAGUCCGCUGGACCAGCAGAGGGAUAUGGCGCGACGGCGGGAGCAAGAGCGCAGACGGCGAGAAGCGAUGGCAGCGACGAUCGACAUGAAUUUCCAAAGCGAAUUAAUGGCGAUCUUUGAGGAAAACAUCUUUUGA